Molecule: messenger RNA, 1557 nt
Organism: Trypanosoma grayi
Lineage: Eukaryota; Euglenozoa; Kinetoplastea; Trypanosomatida; Trypanosomatidae
Exons: 1
Coding region: 1-1557 (518 amino acids)
Biological process (GO): import into nucleus
Cellular component (GO): cytoplasm
Source: RefSeq, a predicted model, not a curated record
AUGGCAUCGAAGGGGAAGCAGCUGUCGGUGCUCAUUGCGGGUGCGACGGGAAACACCGGCAGCGAGCUCGUCUCACGUCUUGUGUCGCACCCUGACGUGGCGCGCGUGGUGGCACUGUCGCGGUAUCCGAUCCCCGUCAAUCGCUGGCGCACAAAAUUCCCGCACAUCCACACUGGCGACGCCCUCCACUGCCUCUCCGUUGUAUCAGUCGAUUGGAACAAAAUCGUUGCAGAUGCCGCCCACGUACCCGCGUCAUACGUGCGGGAGGGGCGGUGGUACAGCAGCCCUGAGACCAGCCCGAGUCUGUGGGACACAUGGAACAAGAUGCGAGGAUCGGCAUCAGGGCUGCGCUUCGCCAGUCCGACGGGCAUCAACGGCAGCGAUGUGACGGCAAUGAUGAAGAAAGCUUCAGAAGCCACACCACCACUUGGCAGGGCGGGCAAGAUAAUCGGCCGAAACGAUGGUUCAUUCCUCUCCUCCAGUAGUAGUAGUCGCAGUAAUGGUGACAUCAGCAGCAGCAGCAGCAGCAGUGGCUGUGCGAUGGGGUACGUGAAGGUGAUUGGUGAUCCAUCGGUGAAUGACGACGCGCAGAAUGGGUUUCUCAAUGCGCUUCUGCAGAACACAUUCUACAAGUCCGUCUUCAGCGGGCAUCACGUUGCAAUCAACUGCCUGGGAUCGAAAAAGUUCUUCAUGGGGUCGGAGGUGCAUGCGGUGGAUCAUCAGUACGCCAUCGCCUUCGCCAAGAUGGUGCGUGUGUUCAACUGCAUGGUCCACGCAGAGCCGCUGGAGGAAGAGGAGGAGAUCCUCAUGGAGCGCCACUCGAAGCAGAUGGACAGUGUGCUCUGGGGAGAGAUAUACGCGGCAUGCUACGGACGCGUGGCGCCCGCGUGGUUCCACACAAACGCCGAGGCGGGGAAGACUGGAAGCCGUGAGACUGGCGCCAGUGACACGAGCGCGCGGCCUCCAUGGCCCGAGCAGCAGCUGAGCCGCGGCGGGGAGGCCACGCUGCAGCAGUUCACGCAGGUUAGCGUUAUGGGAAGCAGCAUGUGGAGUCCUUUGCCGUACUUUCGCGCCCAUGCUGAGAGCGACGAGGAGCUUCUCACGCUAUUCAACCGCAACACGCAGGACAUAAGCCGCAACUUCCUCCACAAGACUGAACUGGACGGUGAGGACGGUGACGACGGAGAGACGGUGACGCAGCAGCGCGCAGAGUUACUGCUGCGCCGUGACGUGGUGAAGCUGUGGGAUAACUCGCACGUCACCAUCUGGCGCCCUGGCCCGCUGCAGCGUGGUGACCAGCGGCUUGUGGAGCGAAUGCUUGGCGUGUUCGUUGCACAGAUCGAUGUGCGGUGCUUCGCGGAGGUGAUUGUUGAUGACAUCAUUGCGUCCGUCGAGGAUGACCGCGGGUUUGGCGAGGUGGGCUCCGUCAAGGUCGUCGGCGGCAAUAGUGUGGCGGUGCGCGUGAAGAUGAAGAAGCUAGAGAUGGAGCUCAACAGGCGCGGCAUCCACACGUCCGCCACAGCCGCUCGCCCCGAAGGAACGACGCAGAACGUGUAA